Macadamia integrifolia is the source of this 1309-nucleotide messenger RNA. RefSeq names its product U-box domain-containing protein 35-like. The record is from RefSeq and is a predicted model, not a curated record. The coding region runs from base 130 to 1026 and encodes 298 amino acids. The transcript is spliced from 4 exons. NCBI's taxonomy places the organism in Eukaryota, Viridiplantae, Streptophyta, Magnoliopsida, Proteales, Proteaceae.
GACACGAGGAACACAGAGAACAGCGGUCAAAGUUGGGAUUCUUGCAAGUCGUAGCAUCAGGUCUAGCGACUUCAGAGAACUACUGGGUUUUUUUUGUUUCGUCAUUUUAGUUUCUGUAGUGAAUCUGAAAUGGAGAAGGGGGAGAUAUGGGUUGAAGAUGAAGAUGAAGAUGGGUCUUCUUAUCCCAACAAUUUUAUGAUCAGGAGCAGCGUUAGUGAGAUAAUAGAAGAGGAGUUUGAUGAUCAUGGCCGAGAGAGAAUCCUUGGGACGAUCAACGAAGAAUUUCAGACGAGUGGUGGUGGUCCAGAUUAUGAUGAUGACAACGUUUAUGUUGCAGUGGGGAAGAGUGAUUCGAGCAUGGUUGCUCUCAAGUGGGCUUUAAAGAACUCCCUUGAGCCCUCCUCCUGUGUUUUUCUCAUCCAUGUCUUCCCUGAGGUUCAUCACAUUCCCACUCCCUUGGGGAGGUUUCCAAAGAACCAAGCGAGCCCAGAGCAGUUGGAGAGUUACAGGAGCCAAGAAAGGAGCAAGAGAAGGGAAGUCCUUGUGAAGUUCUUGAAUCUCUGUUCUGCUUCUCGGGUAAAAGUAGAUACCAUACUGAUAGAGAGUGAUCUUACAGCAAAGGCCGUGUCGGAACUCAUUCCCAUUCUCAACAUUAAGAAGCUGGUGCUUGGCACCACCAAAUCCAACCUCAGGAAAGGGAAGAGGAAAGGGAUUGCUAGUGAAAUACAGAGAGAGGCACCUGAGUUCUGCGAGGUUAAGAUCAUAUGUGAAGGUAAGGAUGUGAGUGGACAGAUGAUGAUAAUGGCAACUACCCCAACCACCACCAUGGCUUCCCCUAACCUUUCUCCGCGUACACCAACCCAUAAUGAUGAAGAAGAAGUCCAAGUUCGUCCGGAUCAAAAUGAGGAAGUAAUCAAUCCAAGAACACCAAAGCAGGGUUCACACUCUGGUAAUAAAAAUGUUAAGAACAGGGGAACAGAUGAUUCAUUUUCUUGUUGUAGCUGCUUCUUUUCCAGGUUCACAUAAUGCGUUGCACUGUUGUAACUUGUAAGCAGUGUUGCAGUAUAAGAAGGAAUUUACUGGAGCUGGAAAAUGAUUUCAUUCAUAUGGGGUCCACAUUGUCGAAAUAAGAGCGCUUGUGUGAGUUCCAUUGUUUAUUAUGUGAGAGGGGUAUAAAGGAAUCUGUUCAAAGGUGAUGCAUGCAUGCUUCCUGGUCAUGUAAGAUCUCACAAUUCACAUGAACCAAGAAAGACUAAGAACUAUGAAAGCCAUGAAACCAUUUUCAUGUUGGUGGCCCCAGAGGGAGUAG